CCCUGAUACGAUUUCCUGAGUACCUGUGACAUUGCCUGUCUCUUUCUAAAAUUAUUCUACUGGAGGCAGGAAAUAUCAGGUCUAUUAGUGAAACAGCUCUCUGGCUAUUAGUUUUUAGAGCUUUAAAUAGUCUUAUCUCAAUGGAUGUGUUUGCCCUGUGGCUCAUCUAUCACCCUAAAAUGUUUUAUCAGCACCUGAAAAAUCUCAAUGAGAAGAAUAGCCUCAGAUGUUGCCCAUUCAAGGGGCUUUCAGAUACAGAAUGUAUUUUUUUAAAAAAGGUCUUUUAAGAUCUGAUACUGUUUGCUGGCUUUUCAGCCCUAUUUCAUUGCUCCUGUAGCACCACUUCUAUCAAUACUUCUCACCAACAAAGAAAGGAAAUCACAAUAGAUUAAAAGAAAAUCAGGUUAACAGGCAGCAAUCAUUGUCCAUUCAGCCUCAGACAUUUGUGAAAAUAAAGGAUUAGGAAGAAUUAUUGCCAGGUACUAGCUGUGAAAAAGCCUUUUCUGGCAUCUUUGUCUUCUUUAACAGUCAUUAGAGGUCUAAGAACGGCUCUCAGUUGCAGAAGCCAGCUGUAUUUGAAAUCAGCAGAAGUUACAAUGCUGUGAUAUGUUGCAUUUUUUGUAAAUUUUGUACUAUUUGACAUACUCAGAUUACGAGUGUCUUGUUUUUUUUCUUUUAAAAAUGCUGUUUCUAGUUUGAAAAUGAGUUUGUGUGUGUGUUAUCUUGAGGUCUAAUGGAGAGGAGAUGGAGACAAGGGAUGGGGCAUCGUGGGGUUAUCUUUCUUUGUAUACUCAGUUCCCUGUCUUACCAUCUUCACAAGACCUUAGAGCUUUCAGAGUAGGUGAACCUGUGCCAGAUUUGGCCUGAGUCACUAUGAGGCAUUAUUUUUAGUGAAUCAAAAACCAGAAGAGGAGAAUUAAGCUCACCAAGGUGAGUUUUUUAUGUCCAGGGCCUUUCAGAGACCAGCCUCAGCACCAGAAAAUAACUGUAUUAUUAAGAAAAAGUGUGAUGCAAUAGAGUCAGUUGUAGAAAACAUUUGAAAACAUUCUUUAGUUUUAAAUUUUACCAUGUGUUUGCCAUCUUACGUUCUUCACCAUUAAAGUUGGUGGAAAGCUUCCUCUUACCCUUGAAUGAGCCAGUUGUGUUCUUCUGCAGAAGGAAAUGUGUUCUGAGUUCCAAAGCAGGGAAUAAAAAAGUUGCCUCAGAGAAGGAGAAAAAGAAACUCUCUUUGAAAAGUGACUAGUGGUACUGUGAACAGCUGCUUGCUGGCUCCAGUCUGACGUUUCCCAGGGAGGGUCUCUCGCCUCUGAUGAGUUUCACAGUUUUUCUUUGAACAGGAAACUGCCAUUUUAAAAAAACAUCAUGUUUGGUGAAACUGUAUGGGUUUUGUUUACAGAGAGCAAGGGGUCACAAGCUUGAGUUGGGGUUAUGAACUCUGCAAAGGAUGUGUUGCACUUGUAAGCUUGAUGUUCAUAGUGGGCACAAGCAAGGCUUCAUUUUCAACUGUGAUGAAAGCGACAUUCAGUGACUUACAGUGUUGUUAGCACUAAGUGCUUUGGGACUUACAAACAGCUCAGCAGACAGACAUAACUACUACAGUUAGCCACGGAGGAGCAGCAAGACUGGGGGAAGAGGACACUGUUACAGGGUAACAUUCCCGCUGAUCCAUGGACCCAAGGAAGCAGAAAAUGAGCUGUGGUUGUUGUCAUAAACUUUAUGUGUUAGAGCUACCUCUAAUUCAACCAGAUUGUAAACUAUGUGUAGAACUUGACUGUGCUUUUCAGUUCUCUCUGAAAAGUAUGUUAAUGUGUAGGGAAUUCCUUCUCCUGGGUCCCUGCUGCUGUUUUAAGCUCACUUCCUUCUGCUAAUGCACCACUUCCUUCUGCGUGUUCACCACUGAGAUGUGCAUGGUGAGAGGCAGCAAACAAAGACAAGCAGCAGACAGAAGCAGAUUGCUUGGAGAAUUCCACAUGCCGGGAUCACUGUCAUGGUUUGCAGUUAAAUCUAGAGGGUGCUCUAUAUAUAUAAUCUUAGUAAUCUUUUGCUGAUGUUGAAAUAUUGGAUGUGUACUGUAUUUCCCAGCCAGCAAAGGUCCUCUGGAUGGAAAGGUCUUUUCUGUUAGUUUGUUUCUUGGUUUUUUUUUUGUUAUGGACAAAUGAUUAACUGAAUCAGUUGUGUCAAAGGUUGAGCAAGCUGUAUCACACAGGCACAUCUUGGGUUCAGGCUGGGGCAAAGUCAUUUGAAACAAAAAAUGAGGCAAAAGAGGCAAACAGAAAGCUUUGCACAGCCUAAGUCAUCUUCCCUAACAGUUUGUCCUCCAUGUCUAGAGGGCUGUUAAUCACUAACUGUGUGCUCAGUAACUCUGGGUUAAAAAAUGGGCUGCCUGAAAUACAAUCUUUUAUUUGGAGCAGAUUCCUACAAGGAUUCGGUUAAUGUGCUUCUGUGUGUUAAAUUGUUAUCAUCAAGCUGCCAAACCAGAAAGAUGUCGCAGCCAGUUGCUUAUUUUGCAGAGACAUGGCUUCACAGGCAGAAUAAUGUCAUUUGUAAGGUAACUGUGACACAUUAGGGUGUAGCAUUUGGCCAGGUAACGGCACUGAGGUUGUCAGAUUUGUUUUGUAUUAGUGAAUAUGAUUCAUUUUAUAUAUAGCAUCUAUCAUUCCCAUAAUGAGAAAAUUAAAAUGUAUUUAUUCUUUGUAUCAUCAAAGCACUCAGAGAUUUAUCCCACAUUGAGAGACUGUGCUGCUAAAAGCCAUAGUUGCACACAGAGUGAGGCUGUGUCUUCUUCGAAGAACCUCUUCUUGUCCACCAAGAGGAAGGGUGGGAAAACACAGUGAUAUUCCUCAUUUUGUACAGGGAAACACUAUUCAGAGAACUUUUCUCCAUCUAAGAUGCUCAUUGUAGGUUAAGACUAAUUAGGAAAAUGAAGGGAAAGACUAUUGUGUCCCAGGAAUCGAAAAGAAGGGAGAAGUGGCAGGAUAUGAAGGCUGCCUCAACAAGUAACUAAAGAGACAUUCUGCAGGGUUUUGAAGGUCCUGAUCUGCUUUUGAAAGCCCAGCUGAACUGAUGGGAAUCGACCCGUGGUAAGUUCUCAACCUGGUGGGAUCAUUUAAGAGAGAGAAUGACUCAACAUAGUACCUAGAAAACACCAAAUCAUUUAAUUUAAUACCUGACAGGCUUCCAUGGGCUCAACAGGUACAUGGAGCAGAAAAUCUCUAUGGAGUGGCCCAGCUAGAGCUGGGGCUCUUGUCUUCCCCAGCACCACGAGCCCAAGCCCUGGUGAGAGACAGCAAAGGGCACUCUCGGGAUGAAGGCUUUCCCUGAGGCGUAAGAAUGAGUGCUUAUGCCUCGUGUCUGGCCUUCCUCUGGAAGACAGACAUGAAAAGCAGCAAUAAAUAAAUGAUUUUGCACUCUAUUCCUAGAAAGCCGACUUGAGUUUACUUAUCACUUCCUUCUUGCCAAGACUCAAAUAUGUUUCAUUUGUUGAAAUAUUCAUUUUCCCCAUCCCUUGAAAGGAGCAUUACAAAUGAAAGUGUAAAUUGCUUCCAGACAGAUCUUUGCUUCCUCCCUGCUUGCCUGCGGAAAGCCGUGUGCUAACAACUGCAACGUUUACCUUGUGAACCUGCCAGGUGCUGGGUCAUCUGCUGUUUACAGGGUGGGGAAAAAGCCUCAGUAAUUUAUCUUCUACUACGUGAACAAUUUUCAAACCCCCACUAGCAGAUGGAAUGGGAACAGUGGUGGUUUCGAGUCGCUGAUGGUACCUGGGAGCGAUGAGCACAACACGCACCACGUUCACCCUGUACCCUGUCAAACUGUUGCUGCUUUGUGCUGUACUUGGCAUCCAAACUGCUCGUUGCGUUGGUGGUGAAGAGUCCCUUAACCUCAGUGGCACCAAUGAGAGCGUGGCCAACAGCAGGCACAUCCGAUCCGUGAGUGACCUGCCACAGCCCCGCGACUGCAUGCUCUCCACCUGGUCCUCAUGGAGCAAGUGUGAUCCCUGCCAGAAGAAAAGGUACAGAUUUGCCCACCUGGAACAACCCUCUCAGUUCAAUGGAGAUCCCUGUGAUCACUCUGACAGAGAAACCGAAGACUGUGUUACGAAUAGUCCUUGCAGGAAUAAAGUUAGAUGUGAUGGGUUUGUGUGCUCAGUCACAGGGAGAUGCAUUACACGGAGGCUACUCUGCAAUGGGGACGAUGACUGUGGGGACCAGUCAGAUGAAAAAAACUGCAAAAAGGUGUUUAAAAAGUGUGACCAGAAGAUGGAACAAUACUGGGGAAUAGAGAAUCUGGCAAAAGGGUUAAAUAUUUUCACAAACAACUUGGAAGGAUUAGUUCUUGAUCACAGGUACUAUGCUGGGGCAUGUUCUUCCCAUUAUAUCAUGGACACAAGAUUCAGAAAGCCAUACAAUGUAGAAAGCUAUACACCGGAGACCAAAGGCAAAUAUGAAUUUACAAUGACUGAAUAUGACUCCUACUCAAAUUAUGAAAGCAAUGUCCUGAAGGCAAAGGCUUCACAGUCAAGCUUCAGCUUUGGUAUAAAAAUACCAGGACUGUUUGAGCUCGGUUACAGUUCAAAUGACAACAGGUUCAAGAAGUUCAUUCAGAGGAUGAAAAGAUUUUCUUCAACUUCCAGCAAAUUCAUCCAUGCCCGUUCUGAGCUGGCUGUUGCUGUUUAUAAGCUGAAGCCCCGAGCCCUGAUGCUGCAUUACGAGUUCCUGCAGAGGCUCCGCCAGCUCCCGACAGAGUACAGCUACGGGGAGUACAGGGAGCUCUACAGGGACUACGGGACCCACUACAUCACUGAGGCCACUGUCGGUGGCAUCUACGAAUAUACUUUAGUCAUGAACAGCGACGAACUCCAGAAGGCAGGUUAUUCUCUGAGCGAUGUCCAAAAAUGCACCCAGAAUGGCUUUAACAUUGGUGCAAGUAUUGAUGAGGUCUAUGUGAGGCUUGGAAUAAAUGCAGCUGGCUGUAAAUCCAUUUUAAAAGAGAUUGGAGACAGCACCUCCAAAAAAAAGUAUGUGGAAGAUUUCAUUGCCCUGGUUCGUGGCGGAGCAAGUGAACACAUCACCACGUUGGCCUACAAAAACCUGCCAACAGCUGCACUCAUGCAGGAGUGGGGAGAUGCUGUACAGUACAACCCUGAAAUCAUAAAGCUAAAGGCAGAGCCGCUGUAUCAGCUGGUGACUCCAAAUGACUUUGCCAGUGCAAUCACAAUAAAAGAGAAUCUGCGACGGGCUCUGGAUGAGUUUCAGCUGGAGACCAGUUCCUGUCGCUGUGCUCCAUGCCAGGGCAAUGGCACCCCCUUCCUGCGAGGAACAGAAUGUGAAUGCUUAUGUCCCCUUGGCUACAGCGGCAUCGCUUGUGAGAUCAGCAAGAGAAAAGAUGCUGCUAUUAGUGGAAACUGGGGCUGCUGGGCCAGCUGGUCUCCAUGCUCGGGAGGUCAAAGAACAAGAAGACGACAGUGCAACAACCCUACCCCACAGAAUGGUGGUUCAUCGUGCUCAGGGCCAGACUUGGAGACAGUUAAUUGCUAGAGGGAAUCAUUAGGAACUUACAAAAAAAGUGAUGGGCAUUUGGAAAACUGGUUGGGAAGAUGUCACCUGACUGGCUUUCUGAGUUGGCCUCUCUCUGCUCAUGGGUCUCAUCCAAGUGUACUGAAGUCAGAAACAUUUCAAGACACUGGGAGCUGAGAGUGUGUUAUGAAUCACACCUUUGGACAUGCCUUGCAAUUGUCCCAUGGGAUUGAAUGUGCUUACUGACCUUAAUAUUUUGCCUUUUCCCUGUCUUUAUUGCAAUGGGCUAACUGAGACAAGCUUUAUCUCCUGCCGUAUUUGGUAGCUGCACGAUUUUAAAUUGUACUGUCUUGUUUUUGAAGGUUCCUUUGAGAUAAGAAAAGACUGUUUGAUCUGAAGCGCGGCAGAAUGUGCGCUAAUAUGCAGCUUCUGUGAAGACAGCUGUGUCAUGUGGAGCAAAAUACAGCAUGUUAAAGUCCAAAUCUCAAUGAGCACAACAGUAUCUAAUGUGACAUUUAAAGCCUCUGUGCCUCAAUACCCCAGUUGCCCAAUUUAUUGAAUUUAACUUAAAUUGUCUGUCAUAUGAGAAAUCGUCUUCAAGGAGUGGAAACCAAAUGGUGACACCAAAGCCUUGUGAGACUAUACAGUAGUUUUUCUCCUACCACAGUAGGAGAUGAGCCUCCUCCUUGGCCUUUCUGAGGUAGAAGAGAUACACCAAAUAUCAGAUGCACCCUGGUAUGCUCAGAUACAUCUGUGCUCUGGUUCUUGGGAAGGGGAGGGAAGGACAGCGGGAUGCAGCUGGGAUGGAUGAGGAACUGGAAAGCUGCUGCUUCUGCUGCUUGGGGAUAUUGGAGAGCAGGAGAGAUGGCUACACUUGAUGGAGAGGCUGUAUCUUGACUAGGGAUGUCACUCCAGGAUGCCAGGACCCUCAGCUGGAGCGGGAUGAGCACCAGCAUAAUCAUACAGUCACAGAAGGGUUUGGGUUGGAAGGAACCUUAAAGAUCAUCUCCUUCCAACGCCUCUGCCAUGGGUAGGGACACU
Pipra filicauda (Wire-tailed manakin) is the source of this 6554-nucleotide messenger RNA. RefSeq names its product complement C8 beta chain (gene C8B). The record is from RefSeq and is a predicted model, not a curated record. NCBI's taxonomy places the organism in Eukaryota, Metazoa, Chordata, Aves, Passeriformes, Pipridae. The transcript is spliced from 12 exons. The coding region runs from base 3768 to 5534 and encodes 588 amino acids. Gene Ontology annotation, molecular function: protein binding. Gene Ontology annotation, cellular component: membrane attack complex. Gene Ontology annotation, biological process: immune response.